Messenger RNA from Teleopsis dalmanni, 613 nucleotides. RefSeq names its product tyrosine kinase receptor Cad96Ca-like. The transcript has 2 exons. Gene Ontology annotation, biological process: positive regulation of kinase activity; protein phosphorylation; multicellular organism development. NCBI's taxonomy places the organism in Eukaryota, Metazoa, Arthropoda, Insecta, Diptera, Diopsidae. Bases 239 to 613 code for a protein of 124 amino acids. The record is from RefSeq and is a predicted model, not a curated record. Gene Ontology annotation, molecular function: transmembrane receptor protein tyrosine kinase activity; ATP binding. Gene Ontology annotation, cellular component: signaling receptor complex.
CAUUCCAACAAAAUACGUAAACUACAUCUUCAGGAAACACCAGUGACCUCUUGAAAACGAUAUGAAUAAGUUUAUUGCAAAUACUGAAUAAAUGUUUAUUCACGGGAUCUUUAUAUUCUACAUAAUUGAUUUAGUUCUGUAAUAUUUUCAUUUAUAUUUUAUUUACUGAUUUCAUGAAAUCCCCCCUCCUGCUCCAUCUACUGCAUGAGCUUCUCAUUUUAUUAUUAUUUCUUUUUUUAUGCGCAGAUGGAUGGCAACGGAGUCUCUUUAUGAUAACAUAUUUUCUGUUAAAUCGGACAUUUGGAGCUUCGGCAUACUAAUGUGGGAAAUUGUAACACUUGGCUCAACACCAUAUCCAGGCAUAUCAGCUGCAGAUGUUAUGCGAAAAGUACGUGAUGGUUAUCGGCUAGAAAAGCCUGAACAUUGCCGCAGGGAACUGUAUAACAUCAUGUAUUAUUGCUGGUCCAGCGAUUCUAAUGAGAGGCCAACUUUCUUGGAGGUUGUUCAGAUGCUCGAUAAAUUGUUACACACCGAAAUGGAUUACAUUGAAUUGGAACGUUUUCCCGAUCACAAUUAUUAUAAUAUCGUUAACUUAAGUGGAGAAAAAUUAUAA